Messenger RNA from Panonychus citri (citrus red mite), 2480 nucleotides. RefSeq names its product T-cell immunomodulatory protein-like. The transcript has a single exon. The record is from RefSeq and is a predicted model, not a curated record. NCBI's taxonomy places the organism in Eukaryota, Metazoa, Arthropoda, Arachnida, Trombidiformes, Tetranychidae. Gene Ontology annotation, cellular component: plasma membrane. The coding region runs from base 364 to 2253 and encodes 629 amino acids.
UGUUUACAUUUUGAUUCCAAUUCUAAAUCAAGUUAAUCAUUGAGAUUAUUGGUGGAAUAUUUUGUUUAAUUCAUAUUCUUUUUUUUUGAUGUUAUUUUUACAUUCCAUUUCUGUUGAGUGACCACUAGAAACUGGACAGUGAAUUAGAUUCUGUUUAUCUCUUUCUGGUUGGUGUUUUCUUUCAAACGUUCUGGUUACCAACCAAAAGUAGAGAGACUAAUUUAUUAACCCAUUUUUAUUGGGUUAUCUCAUUUAUUUUCCUGUGUUAAUUAUGGUUUAAACUGUUGUUUUUUUCUCUAUUGAUUUGUGUUCUUUUGUUUGUUUUAUAGUUAUUUAUUUUUCUCCCAUAUUCAUUGAAAGGCAAUGAAUCUCACUGCCUUGUUAAAACAUGUCAUCUGUAUUUUAACUGUUGGAUUGAUCAAUUUAUUUCUAUUAACUAAUAGUUUCUCUGUGGAUAAAAAAUUGAUUUCUAUUCAAGCCAAUGGUUUAAUUACAGCUUUAGGUGAUUUUGAUUCGGACAAAUUAACGGACCUUUUUAUCAUUAGUCCAGCUCGUAAUUCAUUCCAGGUUUUGAGAGCAACCAAUAAACCCGAUUUCAUUUAUGAUUCUAAUCUUGAAUGUAAUGUUUCUGGACAUGGAGAGUCAAUUGUUGGCCUUAUACCGGGAGAUUUUUCGGGUAAAGCUUUUAUGGAUGUCGUUGUGAUCACUCGAGAUUCUGAUCAUUCAAUUGGUGAUAAUGAUCAGCUUAACCUUUACCUCGUACCUGGAGAUAGGAAUCACUUGGAGUGUCGUUACCUUAGAGAUAAAAUGUUUUUCGCUCAAGUUACUCACCAGCCUUUAGCAUUGGACUAUAAUGGUGAUAUGAUUGUCGAUCUAUUUGCUCGUGAUAUAAAUGGCCAACGAUAUAUUUACACUUCGAUUAAAGAAUCUAAUGUUACUCGUGUAAAUUUAACCAAUACCGAGAGUAAUAUUGGUAAAAUUCGUUCACCAAAUAGCAAUGGUUUCAUUGAUUUAAAUGGAGACUUUAGAAGUGAUCUUAUUAUCGAGAAUGAUAAAUCAAUGGAAUAUUGGUAUCAUUCGUCUGGUGGUUUCGUUAAAACUAAAGAAAUACCUUAUCCUAAUUAUAAAUUAAUUGGCCUAUCAACUCUCGCUGAUAUGAAUGGUGACGGAAUCGUUGAUCAUAUAUUACCUGUUUGUAGUGAUUCCAGUUGCUCAUCAACAUCAACCUUAUUAGCUUUAGAUGGAGCUAAAAAUGAAUGGUUCAUUGUAAAUGAUAAUUUUCCUGAUGUAUCAUCAUCAUCAUCAUCAUCAUCAUCACCUCCACCUCCUGGAUCAUCAUUACUAUUUUCUGUGGCUACAGAUGAUUCGGCGAAAUUUAUUUUCCCCUUAAAACUACGUCAAGCUGAUGUUGAUGGUGAUGGUUUUCCUGAUCUACUUGGAUUAAUGAAGUCAAAAGAUAAACCAAACAUUAAAGUGAUUAUAUUACAAAAUAUCAAGAACGCAACAAAUCCUCUUGGAAGAUCAUUUGUGCCUCGUUGGUUAAUCGAAGGUGGUUACGAGUCAACCAAUCUACCAAUUCUAACGGCCUGGGCUGAUAUAAGUGAAGAUGGUAAGGCUGACGUGAUAAUUAACUCGCAAGGUUCAGGCAAAUCUAAUUAUGCCAUAUCAGUGGUAUUAAAUGACCAAAUGUACGAUGCGUGUUUCCUCAAAGUUUUGGUUACCAGUGGUCUUUGUUAUGGUGACUGUCCAUCUAUUGAGAAAACAAUUGACGGAUCAGCACCAGCAUCUCCUAUUCCUUAUGGUACCAAUCAACCAGGUCCUGCAAUAACCUAUCAAUUAGUUGAUGCUUCUGGAAAUCGUCGAGCAGGAUUUGCUGGACAAUUAUCUCAAUCGUCCGAUUUUAGUUUACAAAUGCCCUACACAAUAUUUGGCCUUGGUCAAUUUCCCAAUUUUGUUGAUAACCUCACCGCUUCCAUACCUGCAGCGGAAGAUAAUUCUGUAAGAGUUAGUUCAUGGCUUCAAAUUGUUCCUGAUGCUCAGGUUGUUGUUAUCCCUUAUCCACCCAGUGAUCCAAAAAUAUGGCGAACCAAAUUAUUUAUUACUCCAAGUGACAUUGUCAUCUCAACCUUAAUCACCUUAACCUGUAUAUGUGUUGUUCUGGCUUUAAUUAUCCUCCUCCUCCACCGAAAAGAAGUACUUGAAGAUCUGGCAGAACACGAAGAAUACAAAAGACAUUGGCCUGAAAGCAGAUAAUUAACUAAUUACCACUAAUUGUAAUGAUAACAAUUCUAAUCUCUUACAAAACAAUGUUUUCUUUUCCUUUCUCUCUCUCUCUCUCUUUCCCUUCAUUGUAUUAGUAAUUUACUUUUAAACCAAAAAGAAAAACCUUAAGCCAAAUACAUAUACAAUAUUUCACUAAAUUAAAUUGUUCACCUAAUUAAUUGUAAUAGAAAAUAAAACAAAUUCCCUUCAACUAUUAA